AUGAAAAAAAAAGGUAACUUACAGGAAUUUUUUUUUUCUGUAAUUAAUUACACUUUUUUAUUUAAAAACAAUUUCCAUUGUAGUAUAAAUAACAUUAAUAACAAGAACAGAUUUUGCUUUUUUAUUUAUAUAAAGGAUUUUUCAGCUUCUUAUUCAACGAUUAAUAAUAAUUCUUCAUGGGUAAAUAAUAUCAGGGUAACAAAUAAAUACCUUACUAAAAAAAGAUAUAUGAAAGAAACUAAGCACACCAUUCUUUGUAGAACAAAUAAAAAUAAUUAUAGUAUCUUGGCUGAUGUUCUGAUAAAAGAUAAAAACAAUGAAGAUAUUAAAAUUGCCAAUAAAGAAAAGGAAAAGGAAAAGGAAAAAGAAAUUAAAGCAAACAAAAAAUUAAUAAAGGAAGGAGAAAAAAUAAAUAAAAAGGUUAAAAAGGAAGUUAAGAAAAAUCCUCAAUUUGUUGUAAACAAAACGAUGAUACCUUUAAAAGAAGAAACUAAUAACAUGAACAUAAUUUUGGACGAAAAAAAUAAUAAAAAAAAAAAAAAAAAAAAAAAGAAAAUAAAUGUAAUGACAGAUAUGAAAGAGAAUACACAAGUAGAUAAGAAAAAGCAUAUAUCCAUAAGUAAUGAAACAUCAAGUGUUACGAUUUAUAGCACUGAUAUGAAAGAAAAUGUAAAUAAUAAUAUCAACAGGAAUGAAGAAGACCCUACAAUUAAUAAUGAUGAUAAAGUUGUAUGUAGUGAUAUUUUAUUAAAUAAGGAACAAACGAGUAACAAUAUUACUAAAGAGAAGAAGAAAGAAAAAAUGAAAAAAGGAAAAGAAACCAAAGUUAAACAAAAAAAUGUGUUAAGCAAGAAUACAAAUGAAAAAUGUGUUAAUACAAGUGAAAAAUGUGUUAAUACAAUUGAAAAAUGUGUUAAUACAAAUGAAAAAUGUGUUAAUACAAAUGAAAAAUGUGUUAAUACAAAUGAAAAAUGUGUUAAUACAAAUGAAAAAUGUGUUAAUACAAAUGAAAAAUGUGUUAAUACAAAUGAAAAAUGUGUUAAUACAAAUGAAAAAUGUGUUAAUACAAAUGAAAAAUGUGUUAAUACAAAUGAAAAAAUUGUGAAUACAAAUAAAAAAUUUGUGAAUACAAAUAAAAAAUUUGUGAAUACAAAUGAAAAAUGUGUGAAUACAAAUGAAAAAUGUGUGAAUUCAUAUAAUGUUUUAAAUAACCAUGAAAAUGUAACUAUAAACAAUAAUUUUAAUGAAGAAGAAUAUUUUAAAGAAUUUGAACAAAUAGGAAUAAAAAAUAAUAUAAUAAUAAAGAAAAUAAAUACUAUAGAAGAUAUAAAUAAAUUUGUAAAUAAAUAUGAGAAUUCCUUAGGAUAUUGCAAUAUAUAUGCAUAUAAUAAUUUAUUAUAUGAAAUAUAUGAUAAGUUUUCUAAUUGUGAUAUUAAAAGAGUUAAGAAAUUAAUUAAGAAUUAUAAUAAAUUAACUAAAAAGAAUUUGCAAAAAAAAAUAAAAUGUUUUGAAUCUUUCUAUGAAAUAUGUCCAACAAAAUAUAAUGAAGUAUUAACAUGUUUAUUUAUUCAAUCCGUUGAUAUAUUAAAAGCUGAAGAUAUUAGUAAUACAUUUUAUUUUGAUAACAUAUUAAAUAUUAAUAAAGAAGAAAAUGAACAUGAAAAUGAAAAUAGUGAUGUAGGAAGAGAAUGUAUUACAACAUCUGAAAAGGCUAACUACGAUUAUUAUAAUUAUGAUUAUGAAAUAAAUGAAGAAGGUGAAAAACGAAAAAUUCAUAAUAUAAAUUAUAGGAGGAAUGAAGGUUAUGUACAUAAUAAAAUUGUGUAUGAUAUUGAUGUAAAAUUUAGUAGCAAAAAUGAACGUAAUCAUAUUAAUGAAAAUAAUUUUAUAAUAGUUUAUGAUCUUCCAAUAUUAAGUUAUGAUUUACUAACAAAAGAAUUGAAGGAAACCUUUUCUUUUUGUGGUAAAAUUAAGGCUAUUGAAUUUUUUAAUGACAGACUAAAAACUAUAGACAUGAAUAUGAUAAAUAAUGAAAAUGAAUCUAAAGAUAUCGGAACGGUAAAUAGUUCCAAAAAUAGUUGUAAGUUGAAAAAUAGGGUUAAUAAUAAUGGUAGGAAGAAGGGGAACCAUAAAGGUAAGGACAUAAAUUUUGAUAAUAAUGAUAAUAAUGAUGAUAAUAAUGAUAAUAAUAAUGAUGAUAAUAAUGACAAUAAUAAAAAUAAUAAUAAUGACAAUAAUAAAAAUAAUAACAAUAAUAAUAAUAACAAUAACAAUAAUAACAAUAACAAUAAUAAUAACAAUAAUAAUAAUAACAAUAAUGAUAAUAAUAAACAAAACAUUGAUAACAUAUGUAAUUACAAUAUAUCUAAUAAGAACCCUCAAAAUGAAAAUGUAAAAAAAAAGUACCCUCAAAAAAUAAACAAAAUUGUUAAUCCAAACCAGAGUACACAAUUAUAUGGUAUUAUAGAAUUUUAUGAUUCUAAAUCAGCUGACAUGGCCACUAGUGAUUUUUUAAGAAUUUUUGGAAUUUUUUGUUACAAUAAAUUAAUAUAUGUUGAUAAGUGUGUACAUAAAAAUAUUAUGAUAAUAACACAUUUACCUUUUCAUCUGAAUAUAUAUAAUAUUUUAUAUUUAUUACUGAAUGCGUCUUUAUACAAUUUUGAUAUAUCCCUUAUUAAAGAAGAAGAAAAAUUAAAUAGCAAAAAAUAUGAUAUGAUAAAAAAUGUUGAAGGAAUAAUAAAUAACAACAUGUAUAGUAGUGAAGAGAAUAUAAUUAAUGAUAAUAACAAAUUUAUUUCGAAUGAAAAGUUGGAAAUAAUUGAUAAUAAAGAAGUAUUACUUAAGGGAAGUUAUAAAAAACCAGAACAAAAUUAUAUAUAUAAUAAUGAUAAUUCAUUAGAAAAUAAAUUUGAUUCUUUUUGUCCAAACGAAAAGGAUAUAAAUUUAAUAAAUACAGACAAUGAAAAGGAGAAUAAUAUUAUAAAUAAUAUAAUGAGUAAUAGUAAAACGUGUGAAAAUGAAACAACCAAAAUGUGUUCAUUUGUUUUAAGAAAUAGUAAUAUUAAAAUUGAAAAUAAUGAUUCUCAUUUUAAAGAGAUAUAUAAAAAUAGUACAGAUAUAUAUAAUUAUAUUUAUGAAAUAUCAAAAAUAAAUUUUAAACAUUUUGAAGAAAAAAUUAAUCGUCAUCUACAAACAAAUAUAAGUUCAAAUAAUAAUAAUAAUAAUAAUAAUAAUAAAAAUAAUUAUGAAUCAUUUGUAGAUUUCUAUCAAAAUAAAAAUAAAAAAAUGAUAACUAGAAAAGUACAUAUAAAUAAUAAUGGAAGAACAUUAAUUUUACAUUUUGACAAUUUUACAAAUUUAUUUGAAUGUUUAAAAAAAUUUAAAUAUAUUUUUAAGAACAAAAAUUAUAUGAUAUUCUCAUUAAAUCUGAAAAGAUGUAUAUUCUUAAAUGGGGAGAUAAAAGAUCAUGUUCAUAUUCAAAAUGACAGGCGUAAAAUAGGUAUAAAUAUAGACCAGUAG
This is a messenger RNA of Plasmodium falciparum 3D7, 3519 nucleotides long. RefSeq lists its product as uncharacterized. The record is from RefSeq and is a predicted model, not a curated record. Lineage: Eukaryota; Apicomplexa; Aconoidasida; Haemosporida; Plasmodiidae.